Molecule: messenger RNA, 270 nt
Organism: Funneliformis geosporum
Lineage: Eukaryota; Fungi; Glomeromycota; Glomeromycetes; Glomerales; Glomeraceae
Source: the annotation of a GenBank genome assembly
AUGCUUUAUCUUUUGGUACAAGUUAACGAAAGUAUCAAGUGUGUCAUCUCUGAACGUAUAGUAAGCAUAGAAUCUACAGUUAAUAAAUUUUGUGAUCUUUUUAAUGCUGUUAUAGCAGAACAAUAUAAUAAUAGAGAGGUGCAAGUUUUUGUUAGAAGAGAAAAGUCUGAAAGUUGGCGAGAAGUUGAUAAUGGGUUAAAUAGUGAUCUAAAAAUAUUAGAAGUUUUUGGAUUUUUGCAACAAACUUUUAUUUCCUCAAUGUCAAACUGA